Messenger RNA from Aspergillus aculeatinus CBS 121060, 914 nucleotides. RefSeq lists its product as uncharacterized. The transcript has a single exon. The record is from RefSeq and is a predicted model, not a curated record. Lineage: Eukaryota; Fungi; Ascomycota; Eurotiomycetes; Eurotiales; Aspergillaceae. Bases 423 to 626 code for a protein of 67 amino acids.
AUUACCUCCUACUCCGUCGUCCCAUAUGCUUAGGUAGAUUUGCUUUCUUCCAAGAACUCAGUAUACUGUUUCCUUGCAAGCCGAUUCCAAACCAAGUUCUAACAUUAUUGUCAACCUCUGGUAAGUGGACUUGACUUCAUGAUCUGACUUCUUCGAGAUUAUCUCGUUUUCGCUGCCAUCAAAAUGACGCCGAGACUGUCGUGUCGAAUCUUAAUCUGGGCGCAAGUGUCAUGUAACUUUGUACACACCACAGCGUUUGUACCCUUCUGUACACCACUGUCGCACCUACUGUCACAGGCUUAUGCACAUCAUCCCCAUGCUUCCCCCUCUUGUGUCUCCUAUUCUUCAACUCACGAAGUGAGCAGUUGACACUGCAUCUUCGCCCAUCCAUCUUUCUUCAACCCCCCAUUCCAACUGAAACCAUGAGCAACGACCAGCCACAGUCUCCCCGUCACUGGCACGGAGACCCCGGGAACCGUCACGAGCAUCUCAACGUCUGGGUCCGCGGUGGUCCGUCCUCCCCCUACUUCCGCCGUCCUUCGGUGCCAGGCGGAUCGGUGUACACUACCGCGACCGGACCGGAGAUGACUACCGAUAGACGUGUAUGUCUUCGUCUAUUCUCAUAAGCCCUCCUGUAUCACAUGCCUUUUGUGUUGUGUUCGUCAUAUGCUAUUCAAGCGUUGGAGUCGCAAAAGCAGAGACCAGCAAACCUCAUGUAGCAAGCACAGCACAGCACAGUCUCUCUCUCUCUCUCUCACAACACUCUACUGACACAUCUAAUAGGGCUCGAGUUCCUCUGAUAUGUCUUCCAACUCCACCAACAUGUCCAGCAGUCCGCCUCGGGCCCCGGACCGGAGACGCUCCAGUGGCCAAAACUCAUCCUUGUUCGAGGGUCUGACUAGUCAGAAGCGGAA